AUGGGUAAAGGAAGCAAGCCUCAUCCUAUUAUUAAUAAAUACAACGUAGAUGGAGAGAAAACAAUUUGUUCAAUUUGCAAGAAAGAAUAUCCUUCGCCUUUGAACAUUUCAACAGCGAAAAAUCAUUUUAGAGAUAACCAUCUUAAUAUUUGGAAUGAAUUAAAGAUAGAUCGUAAAAGUAGAAUACGUACAUCUCGUCAUAAGGUUUAUAAUUACUUUUCAGUGAAUGAUUCUGGAGAAUAUCAGUGUAAUUUGUGUUCUCAAAAGUACAAUGAACCUCAAUGUAACGAGUUGAAGUAUCACUUUUCUCGUUAUCAUAAAGAAGUUUGGAAUUUUAUUAAAGGAAAAAAGAAAGAACGUGGCGUUAGAAUUUUUCAAGAAAAUGAUAAUGAAGGCAUAGCUGAAAGCUCUCAAACUGACUUUAUGAGAAACGAUGAAAUUCCGGAUCAUGAUACGAAUAUUUCUUCUAAUUCUGAUAACGACGUAGAAAUGGUGAAAAAAGUUAGUCUCAUAGAAUCUAUUGACAUGGAAAAUGAAAAUACGGAAGUUAAGAUUAAAAGAGACGAAGUUAAUAUUAAAGGAAAAGCAAGGGUUAAUUUUAAAUGA
Dentiscutata erythropus is the source of this 606-nucleotide messenger RNA. The record is from the annotation of a GenBank genome assembly. Lineage: Eukaryota; Fungi; Glomeromycota; Glomeromycetes; Diversisporales; Gigasporaceae.